Calidris pugnax (ruff) is the source of this 5542-nucleotide messenger RNA. RefSeq names its product calcitonin receptor like receptor (gene CALCRL). The transcript is spliced from 14 exons. Gene Ontology annotation, biological process: adenylate cyclase-activating G protein-coupled receptor signaling pathway; angiogenesis; cell surface receptor signaling pathway. The record is from RefSeq and is a predicted model, not a curated record. The coding region runs from base 617 to 2020 and encodes 467 amino acids. Gene Ontology annotation, cellular component: plasma membrane. Lineage: Eukaryota; Metazoa; Chordata; Aves; Charadriiformes; Scolopacidae. Gene Ontology annotation, molecular function: adrenomedullin receptor activity; calcitonin gene-related peptide receptor activity; calcitonin receptor activity.
UCUGACAGGAAAACCUAUAAACUCCAACUUUCUGCUGAAAACUAGUAAUGUCACUUUUCUACACAGAAUUAAUUUGGUGUGUAGUUGCCUGCCAGUUUCAGUUCCAGUUUGAUAUCUUUGCAUUCUGCUUCAUCAUUUGUAUCUACUCUCCAGGUAUCGUCUGUACUCCACGUACAAGGAGUCAAGUCUGUAAAUGUGAGCUGUGCUGCACAGGAGCAGAGCAGUAGGUCAAAUACUUGGACCAGCUGGAAUUUGUCAUUGCAGACAAGUGGAGAGCCCACGGUUUAAGCUGUUCCCAGGCCAUUCCACUUGUAGCACAGAAACUGCCUCAGAACAGUAGCAGACCUGACCUCCAAAAGCAGAGUUGCUUUAGGCACACCAGGUGUGGGAAAGGCAGGACUUAGCAAUGGGCUGAACACCCCACUGAUGCCACAGUUACCCUGCUGCUACACCGACACUGGCUUGUGUCUGCCUGGCUGGGAAUGCAGGUCUGGUUGGAGGACACAUCUCACUGGCUCCACGCGUGACAAGAUCAGACCCGCGGUCUCCUUCUUUCCACGAGAGCGGUUUGACUCCGCUCAACUACCAUAUAAAAUCCACUGCACCGGAUAUAAAAAUGACAAAAAUCUGGAUCACGUUUUUGCUGUCCUUCCUAUCAGUUAUUAUGUUUUUUGUCAGUGCUAUACCAUCUGAAGGGCAUCAGAAUAUGACAGAGGACUUCACUCAGCUGAGUGUUACACGGAAUAAAAUUAUGACAGCACAGUAUGAAUGCUACCAGAAAAUUAUGCAAGAUCCUAUUCAUAGGAAAGAAGGUCCUUACUGUAACAGGACAUGGGAUGGCUGGUUGUGCUGGAGUGAUGUUGCUGCUGGAACUGUGUCAGUACAGCGUUGUCCUGACUACUUUCAGGAUUUCAACCCAUCAGAAAAAGUUACGAAGAUCUGUGAUACAAGUGGGAAUUGGUUUAGACACCCAGAAAGCAACAGGACAUGGACAAACUACACACAGUGUAACAUCUAUACGCAUGAAAAAGUGAAGACUGCUCUGAAUUUGUAUUACUUGGCCAUCAUCGGACAUGGUCUUUCAAUUGCAUCACUUCUGAUUUCUCUUGGCAUAUUCUUUUACUUUAAGAGCUUGAGUUGCCAGAGGAUUACCCUGCAUAAAAAUCUAUUUUUCUCUUUUGUUUGCAACUCUGUUGUAACAAUAAUUUCACUGACUGCAGUUGCCAACAAUCAGGAGUUAGUUGCAACUAAUCCAGUUAGUUGCAAAGUGUCACAGUUCAUCUAUCUGUACCUGAUGGGUUGCAACUACUUUUGGAUGCUGUGUGAAGGCAUUUACCUGCAUACUCUCAUUGUGGUGGCUGUUUUCGCUGAGAAACAACACUUGAUGUGGUAUUACCUUCUUGGCUGGGGUUUUCCACUGAUCCCUGCCUGCAUACAUGCCGUUGCUAGAACUUUAUAUUAUAAUGACAAUUGUUGGAUCAGCUCUGAUACUCAUCUGCUGUACAUCAUCCAUGGUCCUAUUUGUGCUGCUCUGCUGGUGAAUCUUUUCUUCCUGCUAAAUAUUGUUCGUGUUCUCAUAACCAAGCUGAAGGACACCCACAAGGCAGAAUCCAACCUGUACAUGAAAGCGGUCAGGGCUACCCUGAUUCUUGUUCCACUCCUUGGCAUUGAAUUUGUCCUGUUUCCAUGGCGACCAGAAGGCCGGAUCGCCGAGGAAGUGUAUGACUAUGUGAUGCACAUCCUUAUGCACUACCAGGGUCUACUGGUGGCUACAAUCUUCUGCUUCUUCAACGGAGAGGUCCAAGCUGUUUUGCGAAGACACUGGAAUCAGUACAAAAUCCAGUUUGAGCACAGCUUCAGCCACUCGGACGCUAUGCGCACCGCUUCCUACACCGUCUCCUCCAUCAGCGACGUUCAAGGCUACAGCUACAACCACGACUGCACCAGCGAACAUUUAAAUGGGAAGGGCUACCAUGACAUGGAGAGCGUUGUUUUAAAAACAGAAAAGCUGUACGGGUGACUGCCAGAGCCUGGGCAGGUGCCGUGUGCUCACCCUUCCAGCUCAUGAACUCCAAGUCCCAUUUAAUGACUUCACGGCCAGAAGAUUUUACGUGACUCGGGAUACGUUUUUCUCCUGAAUGAUGCAAACUAAACCAACAGGUUUGUCGUAUGUAUGUAUAUAUAUGGAUAUAUACAUAUGUUUGUGUUUCUGUGUAUCUAUAUAGUAUGGACAUCUGUACAUAUAUAUCUCUAUAUAUGUAUGUGCAUUUAUAUGAGGAUACAAACUUUGCCUCUUCAGUUUCUACUGUGUAGACAAAGUUGGCAAUUUUUUGUACAAAGGGAAUCAAUGAAGGAUUUCUUAUUUUCGUGGAAGUUUGUAUAAGACUGUGUUGUGUUGAAGCCACUUCAUUUGCCUAUAGAAUCUUAGAGUGUAAAUACCAUACUGUAGUGUCUUAAUUCAACCUCAAACAGAACAAAAGCAAAUGGUUACAGUAGGUGCAAUAAUCACAAUAGAUUGUCCAGGUUAAUUUUGUGUCCAGCAAUUGACUGUCAGAAAAGCCCAACAGGUAGUCUGAGGUAACUGACUCAAAGAUAGUGAUGGUUUGGUUUGGCCAGUUUGUUUUUUUCCACUAAUUUAAAUCAAGCAUAUAGACACUAGCGCAAGUCUGAGACCCUACUGAGGUCUGUACUGCAAUGUAUUUUAUGGCAAGCUUUGAGCAAUUUUAUUUAAAAUGUUUUUGCAUAUUCAGGAGUGUCUCUUUCUCCUCAAGUUUAUGGAAGAUUCUUAUUGGUUCUUACUGGUUUAACACGUUAACAUCAAUGAGGCCUUAUUGCCAGAAAGAAAAUUAGUAACCUCAAUAACUGUAAAUCCUUGCAGCCACUAAUACAUCAUUGAAGCUGAUGGGAUUUCACUGUGUGCUUAGGGAAUUUACUCAACUAGGAAAAGAUCAUGUACAGAAUUUGUUGUUGUCAUUUUGUUGUUUUAUUUUAGGUAUUUCCCUGGCCAUAUGCUUAAUAAUUUAUUCCUUCAUUCUUGGGGCAAAGUUUUGAUUAAUUUUGUGGCUUUUUUUGGUCUGAGGAAAGCAUGCAAGACUAAACACAGCGCAAGUGACAUAUUACCUUUAAAGUCAGUGUAUGAGAUUCAGACUAAUCAGCAAACUAAGGUUAGUAAUUUUAAUUAUUUGGAAAAUUCAAUAUAAAGUUUGUCUUAUAAAGGUUCAAAACAUUACGGAUUGAAAAUAUUAAUAUUAUUUUGGAGUGCUUGAUACUGAAUCUCCAUCUUAGUUAAUUAGCUUAGAACAGUAAUUUAUAAACUGUUUCUUUGGUGAAAUAAAGAACAAAGGUCUCCCUGAAAAUGAGGAGGUGGUCAGGAAGGUCUUGGGAAAAUGUGUCUUUAUAGCAAUCUAUGUUCUUGUAAAUCUUUAUGCUUUAAAGAAACAGUAGGUUUUUUAAGUGAAAUGAUAAAAAUGCUCAAGAAUGAGGGCAUGGUAUGAUAUCAAGUAAAUUGAGAAAAGUCUUAUUAAAAAUCAUAAAAGUAGAAAAAGCUUUUAUUGGUUUAUUUUGAAGAUAAGCCUCCUUCAAGUGGGGAUAAACCAAAACAAAGGAGAGGAAAGUAAAUGCUGGAGUUGAUAGACUAUCAAUCACGCUAAUUAAUGUGUAUCUGGUGCAUGUAAGCCAGUCAAAAAAAUGACAGUUCUUUCUGAGACCACUUCGAUUUCAGUUUUAAAUACUUCAUUUUGUAUAUGAACAACUUGAUUUUGACAUUUAUACGUUUUUGUCAGUAGGCUUUCUGUAAGCUUCAUUAGCAUCUAGUUAAUUUGCUAUCACAGUGUUUAUUGGUUUGUGACUCAUAAGGCUUUAAAUGCUUUAUAUUUAGAAGGAAAACAUUAGGACGAUGUGGUAAGUUCACGCCACUUGCACCUUUCCGUAGUUUUUUUACAGUUCUUAUGUCUGGAAUUUGAAUUUAGAAUGUGUUUUAUUAAUGAUUUAGUUUCAUAGCAUAGAAUCUCAGCUAGGAUGCACAACUAAGGUUUUUGUUCUUUUGCGAGGCUGUCUGGUUGAUCGAUGCCAAUGUUCUGAGAAUCGGUUGGAUCCUGUACUUUGGAGCAGUGUGAAAUCUGGUGAUCAGAUGUCACCAGCUCUUAAAUUGUAAGAAUACAGAAACAGUAUCUGCUACAACAUGAUUAGAGGUUACUUACAACUCUGCUUGCUGCUCUAUGUAGUGUUACUUAAAAUCUGUGCAAUGUUCUGGAAAUAGAAAAAUAUUAGUGGUGCAGAAAAUCCCUGCUCUGGUGUAGCAGCUUUAAAUUUGGGGACCAGAUCAUCAACUGGUAUAAACCUGCCUUGAGUUCCAUUUUCAGAAUCAAUGGGUACCAGCUGAGAAGCAAAGCCCAGGCAGACAUCUGUCCAUUUAAAAGGGAAGUCUUUUAUGACAUAUUAUCAGACAAUUAUUUCAAUGGUACCUGGUGGGUUGUUAUAAUUAAAACAUAUGUGAUGGUUUAGAGUGUGAUACAGUAUUAGAUUUUGAAUUAAGCUUCCUUCUCAGCUAGGCAGGUCAAAUUUAAUAGCCUAUAAAUGUUUAUCAUUUAAUUUAAAGUACAAGUUGCUAUUUGCUCCCUGUCCUCUGUUAGAGAAACCUAUAAUGGUAAUUUAGGAGGGAAAAUUGUUUUUCCACAGAAACUUUCCUAAUUCUAGGUGGACAAUCACAGCUUGCUUCUAGGAACACAUCUAUCUUCACUUUGGAAAAGAGACCCACAUCCAGCUGGAUGUGCAAGAAAAGGUUUGUGGAGGAUUACAUGCCAUAGAAGAGCUACAUUUCCCCCCACCUCAUAAGGUUAACUAACCUAUUGCCUUUUUUGCAUUGGAAAAUGCAAAUUUCCUAUUUUGUCUUCCUACCUCACCUUUUUCAGUUCCUACACAAACAAGAGAAGGAUCUGCUGCUUAAAAUGUUUUUCUGUCACAAUGAAAUUAAAAUCAAAUCCUUACUCUGAUUUCUCAUGGCUUAUUUUCUACUUUACAGAAUGUUGUAGUCCUUAUCUGUAUUCUUUGGGAUGGAAGUAAACUGUUUUGGUGGGGCUGUGAGAUUCCUUUAAACAUGCAAACAGUUAUCUGUUAUUAUUUGCUCUUUUUUUGUUGUUGUUAUUUAGUGAGGAUUUAUUGUAUUGAUCUACAGGGGCUACAGGAAUACUUGUCUUAUAUUUGGUAUCUGUAAUACCAGCAUGUUACUAUUUUAUGAGAGGGAAUGUCUAUUUUUAAUGCUACUGUCUUCAAUUAAUGAAACGUUCCAUUGCAGGGUCCCCUCAGUUAUUUGUUUGUUUGUUUAAUGUUAGCAUUUAUGCUAUGUAUUUUUUUAAUUGUGAUGAUCUACUCGAGUAUUUGGCUGUAGAAAUGCUGCGACACAUACUCCUUUUCAUGUCAUGAAACAUUUGGUCUGGAGACCAGGCAACAUUCAAGUAUUGUACUAUGUAAAUAAGAUUAAUAGAAGCUAUAGCAUUGUAUUUAUUGCUUACAUUAAGAAUGAAAUGGAGAAAAUGUGAAGUUA